Molecule: messenger RNA, 912 nt
Organism: Necator americanus (New World hookworm)
Lineage: Eukaryota; Metazoa; Nematoda; Chromadorea; Rhabditida; Ancylostomatidae
Exons: 9
Coding region: 1-912 (303 amino acids)
Molecular function (GO): DNA binding
Source: RefSeq, a predicted model, not a curated record
AUGUUGCUGUUAGUAAAUGUGGAAAAACAUCAAGAAGUUCUAGGCAAAAUCGUUGCUGAUUUGGUCAAGUAUGGUGUCCCAAUAUCGUUAGUUGCUGGCCCAGAUGAGGUGUGCGCUCGAUGUUCGUUUGUGAAAGGAAAGCUAUCGGACACCAAAUUGUCUUCUGACUAUAUUUCUUCACUAACAACGACUCUCUCACAAGUCUCACAGCAAGAACAGAGCAGCAUGAGUGAAGUGAAAUCCGAACCAAGCGAGGAUCGUCUAGCAAUAGUGGAAAAUGAAAGCGAAAGUCCAAGUUCUUUAGCUACACCAACCCCGACACCAAUGAACGAGUUGGAUCAGGCGAUAAAGAGGGCUUUAAGCGUCACGAAUGCAUCCUUGCCACUUGUAGUUACGUUGCCUCUAGGCUUCUGUCCAACUACUUUCAAUAAGGAAACUUCACUGGACGACAGUAGGAUUGGUAGUGGUUGCGAUGAAGAAGAUCUGCGACUGCACAAUAAAACUCCAUCGGCGGUAAGCCUAGGAUCGUCCACGCUAUUGAGAGUUCCAAAUCUGCGUGCAGUGACAAACAUAGCUUGCACAAAUGUGCAGGAUCAACAAUCAUGCUCUGAGGAGAAGCCGAAAAUUGAUGACGUCUCUUCAUCAAAAAUGAGCAAAAAGAAAAGAGACCGUCCCUUAAGUCUAACGAAAAGCGGUACGGUACGAAAGGGUCGUAAAACAUAUACAGGAAACGAUUUACAAAUCCUAGAAGAAUUCUAUUUACGUGAUCCAUUCGCAUGUGCAAGUCCCGAUAAACGACAAGCGCUCUGCCAAAUGCUCAAUAUUGAUCCUUAUAGGCUCAAAGUCUGGUUUCAAAAUCGAAGAAGAAGAGACAAAGUGAACAUUGAAAAUCAGAGGAUGAAGGAAGCUUGA